Messenger RNA from Amphimedon queenslandica, 994 nucleotides. Its product is annotated as furin-like. Gene Ontology annotation, molecular function: serine-type endopeptidase activity. The record is from RefSeq and is a predicted model, not a curated record. Gene Ontology annotation, cellular component: Golgi membrane; trans-Golgi network. The transcript has 6 exons. Gene Ontology annotation, biological process: protein processing. Bases 66 to 632 code for a protein of 188 amino acids. NCBI's taxonomy places the organism in Eukaryota, Metazoa, Porifera, Demospongiae, Haplosclerida, Niphatidae.
AUUGUAAAUCAUAAAGGAAAAUAUACCAAUUCCCUGUUCCCUAGAGUGUACUCUAGUUGGAGAAGAUGACCUUCUCCUUGUUGUUAGCUCUAACUGUUACUUUCAGUAUUGUUGCUGCUGAUAUUGGUGCAUAUAUUGAAGGGCAGAAGCAACUGCCAGUCUUUACUGAUAGCUGGGCUGUUGAGGUUCAUGGUGGAAUUGAAGCUGCUAAUGAGAUUGCAGAGAGACAUGGUUUCACUAACAUGGGAAGAGUUGGUGCCUUUGCUAAUAUUUAUCAUUUCAAAAUGAGCUCCUCUAUCCACAGUGUUAAUGAAAACGUUAAAUCUGGUACUGAAGUCCAAUACAUGAGAACUGCCCUCAAGUCUGAGAUGAAGGUAGGGUAUGUCCAGCAGCAGAGUUUACAUGAGUGGGAGAAGAAGUAUACUCAACCAACAAGUCAGGGAGAUCCACUGUGGGAUAUACAAUGGACAGUUAACAAUACUGGUCAAACCAGGGAGCCAAACCUUUACCUUGAUCUGAAUGCAGAGCCAGCAUGGAUACAAGGAUAUACUGGAAAUGGAAUAUUAGUUGGUGUCGUGGAUGAUGGCAAGUUGAUUAUCACUCUCAUAAUCACAUUAAUCAUUUUUGUGUAGGAGUACAACAUACUCAUACUGACCUAAGGAAUAACUAUGUGUCAGCUUAUAGUUAUGAUUUUAACCAUAAUGUUAGUGACCCAUCUCCUGUUGGAACAGAUUCCCAUGGAACUGCUUGUGCUGGUGAAAUUGUCAUGAGACGUGAUAAUAAUGUUUGUGGAGUAGGUGUAGCUUAUGAUGCCUCUAUGGCAGGUCUUCGUUUAUUGGGGGGAGCUACAACAGAUUUAACUGAUUCAUCUGCUCUCAGUUAUUAUCGUAACAAUAUUGAUAUUUAUAGUAACAGUUGGGGACCAGCUGAUGAUAGUGUAACAGUUGAUGGACCAAAAUACCUGACUUCACUGGCAUUGAAAGAAGGAGCUGAA